GAGACAUAAUUUACAGGGGACUUGACUAACCCAGAGCUAUACGAUUGCCUAAGGGGUGUGGACAUGGCCAAUCGUGGGGAUCUGGGAGAAGCGCGGCCGAUUCCAGAGACGUGUUCAGGUUUGAUCGGUCGCAGAAUCCGGACCAAUCCUGGUUUUAGCUCCUGAGCAGGGCGACCAAUCCCAUUGCCAGAGCCUGAACUGAGCGUGCCGCUGGAGAAUACUGGGCCCGAGGGGCGGAGUUUCGAGAACCCGGAAUCAGUCAGAGUGGUUGGGCUUGAGGAGGGCACCACCCAGUUGACUGUGGCCAAUGGCGUCAAGGUUCUGAACAGACCUCUGGGGGCGUGGCCCUUCCGGGCAGCUGGGGCCUGAACCACCGCGGGGGUCAUGUCCGCCCCGCCGCCCCUGCAGAUCCGCGAGGCGAAUGCACACCUGGUGGCGGUGCACCGACGCGUCGCGGAGCUGGAGGCGCGGCUGGACGCGGCGGAGCGCACGGUGCGCGCCCAGGCCGAGCGCCUGACCCACCACGACCAGGAGCUGCGCGCUGCCCUGGACGAGCUGGGCUGCACCAAGGAUCGUGAGAUUGCGGCUCUCCAGGAGCAGCUGCUGACCUCCGAGGCCACUGUCCACAGCCUGCAGGCUGCCGUGCACCAGAGGGACAAGCUCAUCAAGCAGCUGCAGCCCCGGGCCGAGCUGCUGCAGGACAUGUGCCGCUGGCGGCCACCCCUGGCUGGGCUGCUGGCAUCCCUGGCUGGGGCCGAGCGCCUGGGUCCCCUGCCAGCCAGUGACCCUGGCCACCCACUCUCUGGCGAGUCCAGUUUACUCCUUGCCAAUAGCACUGGGAAGGAGGGGGACAGGGACCACCUCCAGCCAGCAGUGUUUGGGACCACUGUGUGAGCCCCAGAGGAGACUGACUGCAGAAUGGAGACAGAGGAUGCCCAUGGACACUUUCCACUGCUGUGGGUGUCCUGGGGGGAGGGAGGGGUGUGUCAUCACUGCCAGAGGGAACCUCCUGCAGAGCCAUAAUCCUUUCUAAGCAUCAGACCUGCUAAAAAGUCAUAGGUUUCCAAGGGGUAGCUUGCAGACCAAAUGAAAAAUGUUUAGCCCAGCCAUUUUUUAAAAAACUUUAAACCAAUUAUCCUUGUUGAAAAAAUGGCCAUGUUUACACACAAAAAUCUGGAUAUCUGGCUUCAGACUUGGCCAUGCCUGCUGGCUCUGAACCCAGAAUACUCUCUUUAGCCAGAUUGUAAAUUAUUAAUUAGUGCCCUCGUCUCUCUGGGCCCUGAGGCAUCUGAAUUUGAGACCUCUCUUUCUUUGGUAGAGGCAGAUGACAAAGUUCCACAUUAUUAGACUUUUUCUUACCGCCCACCUCCCACCCCAAGCCCUGAUUUUUGUUCUUCCUUCCUGAGAAGCAUUCUCCAUCCCAGGCUAAAGCUUUUUCUUACUCCAUCCCAGACCAGAGUUAAGAGCUUCAAGCUCCAUGCCAUUUGCAUUAGUUAUUUUGAAGACACAUUUUUAGUCCUAGAUGUUCUUUACCUAACUGUCCUAUACCCUCAACCUUUAACCCAGAGGGCAGUGUGUGGGGUGUGUGAGUGCUGGCAGCCAGGCCUUGCUGCCAGGGAAAACUCAGGCAUCCCUUCACCUUUUCUUGCUGCCUCAGGGCUUUUACAUUGGCUGCACCCUCUGCCUGGAAUGUUUGCCUGGGUGUCACAUGACUGAUUCCUUGCCACUCAGGUCUUUGCUUUGAUGGCACCUCCUCAGAAAGCUUUCCCCUUGACUACCUGAGUUACUCCCCACCCCUGGUCACUACCAUUGCAUUUAUUUUUCUUUACAGAACUUACCAUCAGGAUGUAAGCUCCAGGAGGGCAGGGUUUUUCUGUCACCAGAGCCUGGAGCACUCCAGGCCCCAGCAGGAACAGGAUGGGUCUGUGGGGCCUGAAGGGCCCUGAAGGGCCCCCAGCACUUCUGAUCAGCCCCUGCCCCACCCCUACUAGUCCAGCUUUUGUAGUAGGCAGCUGGCUCCUUUUUUACAGUCCCCAGAGAAUCUAUUUUUUUAACUCCUUUUUCCUACACUGCCCUCUCUUGGCCUGAGACAUUCAGGCAGUUUUGCUUUUUAUCAAGCCAGGGGACCCCCAUGCCUUUCUUAGCCCACUUAAGUGCCUAGCCUGAGCUGUUUCCCCACCUCCUUACUCACUCAGGAAAUUGUCACACCAGGAACUGCGGUGGGGCAGGGCCUAUUUCAUCCUGGAAAGGCUGGCAUCCAUCAACAUCCUCAGGAUGGAGCCGGCUGUGGGCCUGGCAUCUGACACUGACCCCUCCGUGUGUAACAAUAGCCCUAUUUUUCUCUUCUGGAUAAAUAAGAAAGCGGGGCUGUUUGUCUGAGGGAAGGCAGGCUGGGGCCUGUCUGCUCAAGAAUAAAUGGGGUGAUCUGUCCUCCUUGGUCCUUCUUCCUUUCUUCCACGUGGGGGUGCUGGAGAGGUGGCCCCUGCGUGGGUUGUGGUCCAGGGAGCAGCCCUGCUGGCCAGAGGCUUGUCCUAGUCACUGGAGCUUGUGCCAUGGGCAGUCUCUCUCUCUCUCUCUCUCUCACACACACACACACACACACACACAACUGUGUCUAAUCUUUGCAGC
Messenger RNA from Phyllostomus hastatus (greater spear-nosed bat), 2628 nucleotides. RefSeq names its product vimentin type intermediate filament associated coiled-coil protein (gene VMAC). The transcript is spliced from 2 exons. The coding region runs from base 385 to 894 and encodes 169 amino acids. Lineage: Eukaryota; Metazoa; Chordata; Mammalia; Chiroptera; Phyllostomidae. The record is from RefSeq and is a predicted model, not a curated record.